This is a messenger RNA of Penaeus chinensis, 6155 nucleotides long. RefSeq names its product G patch domain-containing protein 8-like. Lineage: Eukaryota; Metazoa; Arthropoda; Malacostraca; Decapoda; Penaeidae. Bases 1 to 3813 code for a protein of 1270 amino acids. Gene Ontology annotation, molecular function: tubulin binding. Gene Ontology annotation, cellular component: microtubule. The record is from RefSeq and is a predicted model, not a curated record. The transcript has 14 exons. Gene Ontology annotation, biological process: microtubule polymerization; positive regulation of protein polymerization; microtubule bundle formation.
AUGGAGCAUGCGCAGCCCAGCACGGAGUUCCCGCCCCUGCGAGCCCGCGUACUGAGUGCUUCGUGGUCUGUGCGCGAAAGUCUGUAUCAGUCCUGCGUGCCCUUUUGUGUCCGCCACAAGUCUCACUCGCUUGGAAUACUUUACUUCGUCUCUUACUAUUUAAGCCCGACAUCAGUUUUCAAGGAACGUUGCAAGGCUCAGACAUCCAGGGUUCAAACCACUGAGCAUAAUUGUUUCCUAAGAGAAGAUUUAAGUACCAAGCGAAGGACGAGAGAACGUGUGCACCAGCUGGAAAAACUUAAUCAAUUUUACCUGGCCAGAAGUCGGUUUUAUAGGAUCGUAGUGGCCGCGUAUCCCACUACUGUUCAUGCUGAUAAGGACAAGUUUGAUAAGAAAAUUAAGACAGGAGUUGAGGCGAGAACCCCGACGCCCUCCAGCGCGGGUCUUCGGCGGUCGAACUCCUUCUCCACCGUGGCGCCGGCCCCUUCAAGUAGCAGUGCCAGGGCGGUGCCACAUGGGUGCCUGUUUAAGCAACUUGGACGCAAUAUGGCACUGCCUUGGCACUGCUACUUGAAGGGGCCUGCACUGCCUCGGAGUUCUGUGUUUAAUGCUUUAAGAACCUUCCAGCGUGCCAGGUCCAGGCCCGUCGAGGCUCUGCCGGGAUUUUAUGGGGUAAGGGGCGGGUCCAAGCUGUAUCGUAUUAAGAAGUUACUUAUUUUUUCGAUGCCGGUGAAGAAUAUUACAAAAAAUCUUGCAACAGUUGCUGACCCUUCUGCUGACUUCACGACUACGGCUAUAUCAUGUGACGGCAAGGAGCGAAGCGUCACACCGAUGAAUUCGCGGCCGAGGUCAGUCCGCUCGGAGAUCAUCAACGAUAUCAGCUACAGCCGCCACGCCUCGCAAAUCGAGCGGAAGGCCGAGCGGAGGGAGUGCUCCUCGCCUUCGGGGACUCCUGACGUAGGAGGAGCUAGUGACGAGGGGCUCGGUGACUCCGAGAUGUCCGGAAGGCUCUCGUCCGCUGACUCAGUGGCGAACUCAGGAGCGCCAUUUGGCUUGGGGGUCAGGAGCGCCUCGGGGCUCCUUGCGACGAAGGACCUCAACCUGGGGAACGCUGAGGGACCAAAGGCUCGCCCCGAGGGACGAGAAUCGGACAGUGGGAAUAAGGGGGGUGUUGGAGAGUCUCUCGAGAAACCUCUGCUUAGCCCAAAAGAGUCGGUCACCAACGUGGAUUCAGUCAAGGACGUAGACGCCCAGUCAGUGAAAAGCGUAAAGAGUUUAGUGAAGAAAGAAGAUGAUGUGUCUCUGAAAAACUUAGAGAAAGGAUCCGACACAGGAUCCCUGAAAAGUGCAGAUAAAAUAUCUUUAAAGAGUGCGAAUUCAAAAAUAAUAAGCGAAGCAGACGCAACGUCGCUUGGCAGCACAAACGGCAACUUAGUGAGCAGUGCGGCUACCUCGCCUCUGUGGCGCUCUGAGCUGCAUUCGGGAAAGACUCAUUACAUAGAUCACCUGAAGAGCACCAGAAGUAGUACGGUGUGGGCUCGAGAGAACGCAUCCGAGGAUCAGGGUAUUUACAUUUCUUAUAUUUCUCCGGAGCACCAGGAGGAAUUUAACGGCUUAUCGGAAGGCGUGGGAGGACAGAAGACACCAUCUGAAGAAGGUCGGGGAGGGGACAAAACCCCGUCGGGAGGAUAUCGGAGUGGGAGCCAGACGCCUUUAGGAGGCGUUCGGGGAGGUGACAAGACCCCACUAGAAGGACAGAAGGAAUAUAAAAGUCUACCGGGAAGUGGAAGAAGUAGGAAUACCCCUUCAGAAGGUAACCAAACCCCAUCAAAAGGUCGGGAGGGAAACAACACUCCGGCAAAAGGUCGAAGAGAGUAUAGAAAUCAAACAGGAAGUCGAGGGGGAAGCAGCACACCAUCAGUGGUAGAUAAGGUAACACUUACAGAGGUUAAGGGGGGUCAAAGUACCCCGGCAAAAGAUUGGGAAAGUCACAAAAUCCCUUCAGCAGAUUCCAGAGGCCACGACACUCCAUCAGGACUGAGAGGUCUCAGCACACCUUCAGAGGAGGAACGACAAGUUAAAAGCACAUCAUUAGGUCAGAGCAUCCACAGCACCCCAUCAAGAAGUCCUAUUGAAAACGGUCCAUCAAAAAGUUGGAAAGGCCACUCCAGCCUGCUAGAAGGAGUUCAGGCAGGUCACAACACCCCUUCAGAAAGAAGCCCUGGAGGACACAGCCCCGAAAUUGACGUCCAAGGAAAACCCGAUAUCCCACCAGAGGAUCUAAGAGGAAACAACUUUCCCUCAGAAGACUUAGGAGGCCAAGGCACUCCAUCAAAAGAUCGAGAAGGAGGCUUGUCUCCUGCUGCAGAACAGAGCCGAAAGGCGACGCCCUCACCCACGGGAGGAGAGGGAAGUCCCACUCCUCCGGAGAAAAAGGAAGAAAACGACACCAAGCGUAAGGCUGGUGACGAAGCAAAUGCCGCAGAAGACAACAUGGAAUUUGAGGUAGAAAUAGUGGUGAUGGAACCGGGCGAUAAACCGCCACGCGAUCCGCCAUUCUCGCGCCACCGGCCGUGGAAGCGAGGCAGACCCGACCAGCUUCAGACUCCUUCGACCGCAGACGAGCACCGACCCUCGCGGCUCCCCCGAAGAGAGGAGAGGAAGCCGCGGUCGACGUCCCUCGGCCCGAGAGUCAGGUUCAUGGGCCAGAAGAACACGUCGCAGGUCAGCAAUUUUGGCGAGACUCCAAAGUCGGAUACUAGCGACGACCACCGCCGCGGGCCGCCGAAACGCUUCCGUAGGCUUAAGAGGAAACUUUUUAAAUCAGCGAGCGUCACCAACAUGGCACAGGACGACGUCGAUAGCAGCGAUGCGAACAACCGCGAAUCUUACUCCACCCUCCUGAAGGACAUCCAGACUCUCAUGGAGGAGGUGCAGAAACAGAGGAACGAAUUCCGAACCGAGAUGCGAUCCCUCGCGUCCUCCAUCUCCCGUAAGCACGACCAGCUCGAGAACACCGUCCGCAACUGCGCCUGCUCCUCGGCCAAAAAGAUGUCGGAGCAAGAGGCCGCCAAAGAAGUGGAAAAGCCAAAAGAGGAAGUAGAGGAGAAGGCGGAAGAAGUGAAAGAGAAGAAGGCAGAAGAGGCGAAGGAGGCACCAGCGCAGGAGGCAUCGGCGCAGGAGGCAUCGGCGCAGGAGGCAUCGGCGCAGGAGGCACUGGCGCAGGAGAAGGAGGAGGCCGGGCGCAGUACCCCAGCCAGCUCGGGCACGGCGACUCCAGAGCCCCCCCGAUCGCAGGAGAAUGGAGACGAUGCACAGGCCUCACCGAGACCAUCGAGCUUGAGAGAGCAGUUCCGAAACUUCAGCAAGUUCGGAGACACGAAGAGCGACGGCAGGAUGCUGACGCUCUCCCAGUCCGACAAGUGGUUCAAGCAAGCCAAGGUCAUCGACGGCAAGAAACUCACCACGACGGACACCGCCAUCACCUUCAACAAAUUCAAGGCAAAGAAAAUCUCAUUCCAGGACUUUGAGAAAUACUUGGACGAGAUUGCAAAAUCAAAGAAACUCGAUGCGACAGAAAUCAGGACGAAGUUGAAAGACUGUGGGUCACCGGCAAUCACAGGCACAACCAACGUGGUGAAGAGCAGCGCCGUCGACCGCCUCACAGACACGAAGAAAUUCACGGGUUCGCACAGGUUGCGCUUCGACGCGACCGGACGCGGGAAGGGAAUGGCGGGAAGAAAAGACUUGCCCGACAACUCCGGCUAUGUGUCAGGUUAUAGGAACAAAAACACUUACGACAAAACCCAUUAGAGCCUAAAUGAAUUCCAUCAUUACAGGAUUUGAUAUUCUGCCUUCGACAGCCUUUUAUUCUUUCUUUCUUUCUUUCUUUUUACUUGAAAGGCUGGGUAUUUGUAAUUUCUUUAUAAAGCAGCUGCAUUAUGGUCAGUCUAGACCUGACAUAUUUUAGAAUAGGAUUAUAUUUCCAUUAUUCUUGGUAAGAAAUGAGAUGCUGGAUGUUUAAAAUGAUUAAUGACUAAUAUAAAGAAUAUAUUUAUCGAGUAGAUAUGGUAUUGCCCACGCUGAGUAAAUAAAUAAGUGACAGUAGUAAGCGAAAAAUAAUUCUACAUUUUCAUUAUAACUGGCGUACAAUAUAUAAUCAAAGCUGUAUUAAGAAAGUCUGCAUUUGAUAAGAUUUACAAAUCAGACUUAGACUUGCUUGCGUGUGUCAGCUAAGCCUAAAUUCUAGCAUAAACAUUUUCUUGGUAAAUAACUUAAUGAUUAAUGAAGAGGCAUCGUAGAAAACUAUAAAUUUACCAGCUGAAUAUCAAAAUACUUAGGAUGCUUGAUAUCAUUGCCAAUCAUAAUGAUAAGGUUUAUUUGCUUGUAAUACUGCAAUACUAAGAAAAUAACCCAGUACAAAAUAACCUGCUUUGGAUCUAAAAAGAACAUAUGAUUUACAUUACUUUUCAAAUACUCAGUUGAAACGAUUGUUAUUUUCUUGAAUUAUUAAUACUAUUUCUCAGAAAGAUGACAGAAUUGAGUAAAUAGCGAUUUUUGUAUGAAAAAAAUCAAUGAUCUUUAUAUACAAGUAGAUCAUAAUAAUGUUGUUGUUUUUUUCAAAUAGCAAAAUAUAAUAAUAAACGAAUAGAAAUUUAUAUAAUUCCUGUGCCAUGUAUCUGAAAUAUUAUGGUUACAGUCACCAUUUAACGCAUCUGAUUAAGAACUGUUCUAUUGAGAGUUGUGUACAUGAAUGGAGGCUACAAUGGCAGGCCAAUAUACAUGUGAAAUUUAUAAUGGGCAGCAAGGUUUUGCAUUUCGGUUUUAACAGGAUCUUAGAAAUACCUUCACUGCACUCUUACCUGAAUAUUCUGAAUAUUAAUGGCUCAUUCUCUAUCAAGAAAAAAAUAUCUAUAUGCAGGUACCAGAUAGUCGUUCACCACCACAGAAUGGGAUAACCUUGAGAACGAGGAUAUCAUUUUCACACACACACACACACAUACACACACACACACACACACACACACACACACACACACACACACACACACACACACACACACACACACACACACACACACACACACACACACAAAGUCAUCAGGUUUGGUUACCUUUUGUGAUGGUGAAUAGUGCUAUCAACAUUCUCAUGGUAUAUACGGAUAAUUUACAUUCUUAAGGCAAAGAGACUAUUAACACACAUGAAGUACAAUAACAGAAGGUAGACAUCAUUCUGUCAUUGUUUAAUAAAGAUUUCAUAUAUAAAAUAGUUACGAUAAUAAUGUUUCGUUUUCUGUUGUGUAAAACUUUGUUCGUUAAGUUUAAAAGACUGCACAUUUUGAUCAUGAAAUAUUCUAAUUAUAUUAGGUGUAUAUGCUUUCGCUCUGGUGCUGAGGUCGCCCGCUGUCACAACUCUUUUACAGCCUUUGAAGGGUUGCUGGGCUAAGGGAAAGUUUUAACCCCAAAAGAAAAGUAAAAGAAGCUUAUUCUAACAUUGUAGAUAUUUUUCAAAGUUGUUGGAUGCUAUAGAAUAAUAAAGGUUUUGAAAAUACUACAAAAGACAGUGGUAACUAUUGCCAAUCCAGCGUCUAAUCAGUGUCAUGGUAUCCACAAAGUUAAUUAGCAUGAACUAGAAAAGCUUAAGUCCCAUCUUGAUAGCAAAGCUCUUGCACUCAGCCCAAAAGGUGUUUCCCUUUGUUCCCUUCCAUUAAUUUCAUCUGAUUUAUAACCGUUGUUUCUUAUAAAUAUAUAGAUGUGAUACUUAAUUGAUCUCACGCCUUUUAUCCCGUUUCGUUCUGUUUAGAUGUUUUCUAGUUUUAUACAAGAAAGUAAUAAUAUAUAACACAUAUACAUCUAUAUCACAAAAUGACUUUACAUGUAUUGGGUAGACAUAGCUUCUGGCAGAUUAUAUGCGUUAUUAUCAGAUUUAUUGGUAUUUUCUUGCUCUUGCUAGAGUUAGUAGAAUCUUCAAUGUCGCAUGGUGUUUAUGCAUAUAUUUUACUCUUGGUUAACACUGCCAGUUGUUGUCAGCAAGUUUGUCAUUGAUUUUUUUUUAUAUCUCUAUAUUUGACAAAAUAUGAUUAUUAUAUGAAUAUGUAAAUGUAGCUGUCUGAAAUGAUUUGAUGUAAUAAGAUAUUUCAUCUAACAACUAACAA